AUGGCCAAAUGGGCCGAGGGCAACCGAAGACGGAACGGCACACCGCAAAACGAGUCACAGCAGGUGUCGCACGAAAACGAGAAAACGAGGGUGCUGGAUCCUGUCUACGAGCUGACACCCUCUGAGAACCGUACUCUGGACACCAAGGCUGGUGUGGCGAACAGCCAAGUGGAAUGCGCUGCCGCCUGCUAUGCUAUUGGAAGCAAGUUUGUGGCUGGCAUUGAGAACGGCAAUGAAUGCUGGUGCUCCAUGGCCACGCAAGCGGGUGCCAUUGGCAACUCGGCCGACCCCAGUAUGUUGCAUGACUCCUUUCCUUGCUUUCUUCAAUUCUGCGCCCGCUCAUGCUCGUUGGCUUGCUCGCAAACAGGUGCCUGUGAUAAGCCCUGUGCCGAUGCACCGACGGAGAAAUGCGGCGGCUUUUUUGCUUUAACUGAGUUUGCCUUUGCCUGUCAUGCCGCGCCCCACCCCAACACGACUGCCACGGCCACACCCACCUCCAACCCCAACACGACCGCCACGGCCACACCCACCUCCAACCCCAACACGACCGCCACGGCCACACCCACCUCCAACCCCAACACGACCGCUACACCCGCCUCUACCACCGCACCCGCGCCGACCACGACAGUGUCCCCUACGGCAAAUAAGCAGACGCUUGUAGCAGAGGGCCACAUUGCUGUGGCCUUUACUGAUCUCAUUAUCAGCUACGUCGAGGGUAUCCCCAUGACCGUGCCGUGCACGCCUCAUGCUACCCACACCACCUUUGAACCCGCCAACUGCACCGAGACCGGUUCUUGGUCUAUUUUUGCCGCCUCUGACUCCUCCAUCAUUCUCCAGCGCCACGUGUUUGAUGCCGACAUGGCCGCCACCACUCCUGCCCCAGCCAACUCGACCAGCACCACCACUCCUGCCCCGGCCAACUCGACCACCACCACCACUCUUGCACCGAGCAACUCGACCACCACCACCACUCUUGCACCGAGCAACUCGACCACCACCACCACUCUUGCACCGAGCAACUCGACCACCGCCCCCAUGUCCACCACAACGGCCAUGCCAUUGCCGGCGGAGGUCCGCAUCAAUCAAAUGACAAUCGAGUUUAGCCGCAAGACCAAGGCCAUAACUAGCAUUACGUUUGCUCACACUGUGGGCAACGCAACCCUCUUUACGAUUGUCUUCAAUGGCGCGGACCUGGCCAACAUCAUGAAGGUGGUUGAACCCAAGCACUCGUUCGCCUGCUCACAUAUCAACGUCAAGGGUACACUCUACAACGGUGCAAUGGAAAAGUUGAGUGCCGCAACCCUGGCCAUCGCUCCCCUCCAGUAUCAGGCCGACUCUGUGGGCAAUGCCACGUUUGCUCCUCCUGUCCCAUGCGCUGCCGACCAACCCACGACCUCCUCGACCUCUUCCACUGGCUCGCCGGGCACCACGAGCUCCCCAAGCAGCAAGAAGCACAAGAACAAGGGCGGCGCCAUUGCCGGUGGUAUUAUUGGUGCUAUUGCCGGCGUGGGCCUCGUCUUUGGCAUCAUUCGAUGGAAGACGGGCUCUUUCACCCCCUGGUCUCGCCAAGACGCAUACACGCCCAUUGAGAGCGAUAUCCAUAUUGAGCGGUCUUGCGGCAAGAUGACUGCUCGACAAGCAUUCGCCGUGGCGCGGCGGGCGUGCAGCGAGGUGGCCGAGUACAUGGUUCAGCGUGGCAUGGAUGACAGCCUGCAAAGCCUCGGGGCGGCCAUGGUGCUGCGACGGGUGGUGCAAAGCAGAGCACCUGGCAGCCGGGCAUUUGUGAUUCGUGGGGUGGUGCAAACAGAGGAGCAGGGUCAGCUGAAUCACCGGCCGAGCUUUGCCGUCGAGCUCGAGUCGAACUACUUUGACCCGUCCCUGGAGGCAUGGCGCCAUCAGCUGCUACAUACUGCACGGCAUGAGAAUGUCUUUGAGAGCGACCAUGAAGCGGAAGCCUUUUUCAGCGAGCACAUGUCCUUUGCCCCCCAUGCCGCCCUCGGCUCCAUCACCAUGCUGGAGGGCGCUGCGCUCGCCAACAGCCGGCGCCAGGACCAGUUGUUUGCUUUAGCGGAACAGAAUGAGAGCUUGUAUUGGCGCAAAGCCGAUCGCGUCACACUCAAAAUGCGCACCUGGUUUGACAAGCUACCCGCCUAG
This is a messenger RNA of Monosiga brevicollis MX1, 2154 nucleotides long. RefSeq lists its product as uncharacterized. Bases 1 to 2154 code for a protein of 717 amino acids. The transcript has 5 exons. The record is from RefSeq and is a predicted model, not a curated record. Lineage: Eukaryota; Choanoflagellata; Craspedida; Salpingoecidae.